Candidozyma duobushaemuli is the source of this 1431-nucleotide messenger RNA. RefSeq lists its product as uncharacterized. NCBI's taxonomy places the organism in Eukaryota, Fungi, Ascomycota, Pichiomycetes, Serinales, Metschnikowiaceae. Gene Ontology annotation, cellular component: endoplasmic reticulum. The record is from RefSeq and is a predicted model, not a curated record. Gene Ontology annotation, biological process: GPI anchor biosynthetic process. The transcript has a single exon. Bases 1 to 1431 code for a protein of 476 amino acids.
AUGUUGAAACAGGCCCGCUGGUUCGUCACGUUUGUGGCCGUGGCGCUCAAUUUUUUCGUCUACUUCUAUCCAAAUUUGAUCAAUAACGCCGAGCUGUGCCUGUGGCCGGGCGAAACGCUCCAUUUCAAGCAGCCCUGGUUGAACAAGAUUCUUCCAGUGGAGAAGCCGUUUUGGCAAACUGCCCUUCUAAACUUUCCCCUGGUCCGUGCUCCUCGAAGCCAGCAGAUUCACCAGGAUGACGGCAUUUCCGACAUUCACAUGCUUACGUUCGGAGACCCCCAGAUCAACGGAAACUGGAAAUCCACCAAGUACAUCAAGAGACUCGACAACUACGGAAACGACUACUUCUUGGGCCACAUUUUCAAGUUGAUGAAGAGCCGCUUGGAGCCGAGCCACGUGGCCGUCAUGGGCGACCAGUUCAGCUCGCAGUGGAUCUUGGACUCGGAGUUCUACAACCGAACCCGUCGUUUUGUGGAACGAUUGUUUCCCAGGGACUACGAGUAUAAACAGACUGUUUUGGAAACGUGGGCCCGCCACGAGGACUACGACUGGGUGAAGUGGCUCAAUCAGGAGAAGAAAAUGGAUCCGGGCCACCGUUUCCACACCAGACAGUAUAGUGAUGUGUACGACUGGAUCCACCCAGAACGGCAGGAACUCAACCUUGAAAACCCGCUUUUCAUCAAUUUGACCGGAAACCACGAUAUAGGCUACAGCGGCGACGCCACGUGGCAGCACAUGGCCCGUUUCCACUACCUUUUUGGCCAGAACAACUAUGUGAUUACGUACAACAAGGGCCAGCCGGAGGAGUGGAGGAUCGUGGUGCUCGAUUCGCUUACGUUGGAGGGCCCGGCGCUCGAGGAGGAUUUCAUCAAUUUCACCUGGUCGUUUUUGGAGCAUUUGAACGAGACCAAUAAGGAUUUCCGUGGUCUGACGGUGCUCUUCACACAUAUUCCGUUUUACAAGGAAGCCGGCAUUUGUGUGGAUGGUCCUGAGCACCGCUACUACGAGAACUACGAGAAGGAGCCCUACAAGAACGGCAAGCUUCGGUCGCAGAACCAUCUUCUCUAUGAAACGUCCCAAAAAGUCUUGAAUAUCGUGUUUCCCAACGCAGACAAGGAAGGGCUCAUUUUAACCGGCCACGAUCACGAGGGCUGCUCGUCCUUCUACAGCUUCGUCAACGACGAGUGGGUUGCAGCCAAGGAGCCUCAAGAGGGCACCAGAAAGCCGAUUCACGAGGUGGUCGUUAGGGCCAUGAUGGGCGAGUUUGAAGGCCAGACGGGUCUUGUGAGCGGCCAUUUUGAUGAAAGUGAGGCAGAGUGGAAGUUUAGUUUCACCUACUGCUCGUUUGUGAUUCAGCACUGGUGGUGGGCGUCCCGUGUGGCUGCCUUGCUAGCCGUGUUGGUGCACCUGGCUGCGGUACUUAUGGGAUAG